Molecule: messenger RNA, 586 nt
Organism: Hippopotamus amphibius kiboko
Lineage: Eukaryota; Metazoa; Chordata; Mammalia; Artiodactyla; Hippopotamidae
Gene: DYNLT5
Product: dynein light chain Tctex-type family member 5
Exons: 5
Coding region: 47-586 (179 amino acids)
Biological process (GO): microtubule-based movement
Cellular component (GO): cytoplasm; cytoplasmic dynein complex
Molecular function (GO): dynein intermediate chain binding
Source: RefSeq, a predicted model, not a curated record
GUCCCCCGGCCGAGCCGCGACUGUAUCUCUAGCCCUGCCUUAGGUUAUGAUGAUGUCAGACAUUGCUAAAGACAGAACAGCUCAUUUACUAAAGAAGAGGGGCAGCGUGUCUUCUCUAAGUAGUCAUGAGUUCCGGCGGAAGGAACCUCAGGGGCGCACCAAAGACUCUCUGAGUACAGUGUCGUAUAUGGAUGAACCUAGCCAGUGUGAAGAUGCCUCUCGCCUCACAGUUCAGAUGGAAAACACGUAUCAGCUGGGUCCUACCAAACAUUUUCCUGUGAUUAUUGUCAAUCAUAUUCUGAAAGAUGUAUUAACUAACUACCUACAAGAAGAACAGUAUGAACCAGAGCUCUGUAGACAGAUGACUAAAACGAUUUCUGAGGUUAUUAAAGCCCAGGUCAAGGACUUGAUGAUUCCACGAUAUAAGCUAAUUGUGAUGGUUCACAUUGGACAAUUGACUGGCCAAAGCAUACUGAUUGGAAGCAGAUGCCUCUGGGAUCCUAAAAAUGAUAACUUUGCAUCUUACAUUUUCAGAAAUUCUUCUCUCUUUGCUCUUGCAAAUGUCUAUGCAGUUUACUUUGAGUGA